UACUACUCCUAGUUUCCUACUUGUCUCUCUAUCCUUGCGAAUUUAGGGGGAAAAAAUCACAGUAAAACUCCCACUUUUUCUCCCUCUUUCGUCUCUCAACUUUUGGUCUCACUGCUUACUUCUUCAGAUCUGCAACUCUUACCGCCGUAACGUUGACGCAGGUGGCACUCAACACCACCAAGUUUUACCCACUCGUCGCAAAUACCCAGCAGCAUGGUAACUGGAAAUUCUCAGGAAGAUGGAGAGAGGAACCCCAAAGGAACUACCCGGUCAUGGGGCACUGCUGCCUCAGCACAGUCAGUAUCAACUAGUGGGAGUGUGGGCUCACCAUCUAGCCGCGAAGCUGGUAUGGCAACACCAGCUCGUGACAGCACUGUUCUUAGACUAAGCCAUCUUGAGAUCCAUGGUGAUGAUUCUGCCUCUCAGGGUGCUGUUGUGAGCAAGAAGAAAAAAAGAGGUCAACGUGCAACUGGAACUGAUAAAAGUGGUCGUGGACUUCGACAGUUUAGUAUGAAAGUCUGUGAGAAGGUGGAGAGCAAAGGAAGGACAACAUACAAUGAGGUAGCAGAUGAGCUAGUUGCUGAAUAUGCAGAUGCAAGAGAUGCAAGUAAUGCUCUUGGGGCUAAUGACCAGCAAGGAUAUGAUGAGAAAAACAUUCGUCGAAGAGUGUAUGAUGCGUUGAAUGUUCUAAUGGCUAUGGAUAUAAUUUCUAAGGAUAAAAAGGAAAUUCAAUGGAGAGGUCUGCCUCGAACAAGCUUGAACGAUAUAGAGGAGUUAAAGAUAGAACGGGUAGGUUUGAGAAAUAGGAUAGAAAAGAAAGCUGCAUACUUGCGAGAACUUGAGGAACAGUUCGUAGGAUAUCAAAACCUUAUACAGCGUAACCAACAGUUGUAUGGCCAUGGGAAUGCUCCUACUGGUGGUGUGGCUUUACCUUUUAUUCUGGUUCAGACCAGACCAAAUGCUACUGUUGAAGUGGAAAUAUCAGAAGAUAUGCAGCUUGUGCAUUUUGAUUUCAAUAGUACCCCUUUUGAACUUCAUGAUGACAACUACGUUUUGAAGCAAAUGAAAUUUAGCGACAAGCCUCCAUUUGAUGGCCGGACUUGCAAUACUCCGCCUAAUGCAGGUGAAGGUCCUAGUAUGACUAGUGCAUAUGACCCUCAAUUCUCCCAGCCAUCAUCACCAAAACCUUACCAUAACCAAUUAUCUCAGCCACCAUCGUCGCCAAAACCAUUUCAACCAAAAACUUGUACAUCCCCAUCACCAUCAAACACCUACCAACCUCAAAUGUCAUUGCCACCCUCACGGCCAAAUACAUCAUCAAAUACCCCAACAUCUCCUCCCCUUCCUGGAAUACUUAAAGCCCGUGUGCAGCAUGACCGAUAAGUCAGAGCUGUUGAACUUCCUCCAUCUUACCUUCUUAUCUCUGUGUAUAAGUGUUUACUAAAUGUGGCAGUAUGCCAUCACACUCUCAAUAUGGCGGUUUCAGCUAGAGGGAGGUAUUGUUUAGGAGUGACGCCAAACUAAGCUAGUCUUCUUUACUGCAGAUUCAUAGGAUAUAAUAUUUAGUUUGGGUAAUUCUUCUUGUGAAAUAUUCCGUCUUCUCUUUCCUGUGUAGUGAAAGUUUAGGUGUGUUAAACAUGGAAGAAUUCAGAAGAUAUGUUGCUUUUAAAUUAUUACUGGAUGGAGAUGAUAUUUCUUCAGGACAUUUUCUGAAUUCCA
Molecule: messenger RNA, 1719 nt
Organism: Beta vulgaris subsp. vulgaris (sugar beet)
Lineage: Eukaryota; Viridiplantae; Streptophyta; Magnoliopsida; Caryophyllales; Amaranthaceae
Product: transcription factor-like protein DPB
Exons: 10
Coding region: 214-1383 (389 amino acids)
Biological process (GO): regulation of transcription by RNA polymerase II; regulation of cell cycle
Cellular component (GO): nucleus; transcription regulator complex
Molecular function (GO): RNA polymerase II transcription regulatory region sequence-specific DNA binding; DNA-binding transcription factor activity, RNA polymerase II-specific
Source: RefSeq, a predicted model, not a curated record